Molecule: messenger RNA, 343 nt
Organism: Staurois parvus
Lineage: Eukaryota; Metazoa; Chordata; Amphibia; Anura; Ranidae
Source: the annotation of a GenBank genome assembly
CCCAUAUCUGGCAACGCUUGCUGGGGAGAAAUUGUUUGAAUGCAAGGCGCCAGAAAAAUUAAUAAGGGACUCAUCAACGCAGAUGUUUUGCUGGGGAGUAUAGACAUCUGCAAAUUUUUGGUUAAGGUGAUUUGCGAGGGGCUGAAUUUUGUGGAGCCGGUCAAAUUCAGGGUUACCCCGAGAAUGACAGAGUGUAUUGUCGCUGAAAUGCAUAAAACGCAUUAUACUCCCAUAUCUAUGCCUAGCCAUGGCAGCAGAGAACACGGGCAUAUGAUGAAUCGGGUCUGCGGACCAAUACAACCCGCAAUUCAUUUCUUUUAGUAAUGCCCAUGUUGAGGGUUAG